Molecule: messenger RNA, 339 nt
Organism: Lactuca saligna
Lineage: Eukaryota; Viridiplantae; Streptophyta; Magnoliopsida; Asterales; Asteraceae
Source: the annotation of a GenBank genome assembly
AUGAAGUUAUGCGCUCAAAUACUCAAAUUUAAGCCCGAUUUGGUAAUUACAGAAAAUAGACUUAGUGAUUUACCGUGUCAUUAUUUAAGCAAAUCGGGAGUUAGUGCAGUUAGGAUAUUAAGGAAAACUGAUAAUAACAGGACUACAAAUGCAUGUAAGGCUGUUAUUGUAAAUAGGUCAGAUAAACUUCAAGAAUCUCAUGUGGGAACUGGAGCUGGACUUUUUGAAGUGAAAAAGAUUGGUGAUGACUUUUUUGUUUAUAUUGUUGAUUGUCAAGAUCUCAAAGCGUGCACCGUUCUUCUCAGAGGUGCUAGUAAGGAUCUUUUAAAUCAACUUUAG